Messenger RNA from Telopea speciosissima, 422 nucleotides. RefSeq names its product proliferating cell nuclear antigen-like. NCBI's taxonomy places the organism in Eukaryota, Viridiplantae, Streptophyta, Magnoliopsida, Proteales, Proteaceae. Gene Ontology annotation, biological process: regulation of DNA replication; translesion synthesis; mismatch repair. The transcript has 2 exons. The record is from RefSeq and is a predicted model, not a curated record. Gene Ontology annotation, cellular component: PCNA complex. Gene Ontology annotation, molecular function: DNA polymerase processivity factor activity; DNA binding. Bases 1 to 372 code for a protein of 123 amino acids.
AUGUUGGAACUGAGGCUUGUGCAGGGAAGUCUGUUUAAGAAGGCGCUGGAAGCGAUCAAGGACCUGGUGACCAAUGCUAACUUCGACACUUCAACUGCUCGGUCACCGGCCCAGGCCAUGGAUUCCAGCCACGUUGCUCUAGUAGCUCUCCUCCUGAGAUUUGAGGGCUUCAACCACUACCGUUGCGAUUGGAAUCUGUCCAUGGGGAUGAACCUUAACAACAUGUCCAAGAUGCUCAAGUGUGCCGGAAACGAAGAUAUCGUCACUCUUAAGGCCGAUGAUGGCAGCGACACUGUUACUUUCAUGUUCAAAAGCCUAAAUCAAGAUAAGAUUGCAGGUUUUGAGAAUGAAGCUAAUGGGCAUAGACAGUGAGCAUCUUGGAAUCCCCGAAGCAGAGUACCAAGCCAUUGUCCGUAUGCCUU